GAACAUGGGUCCUUGAACCUUUCAGUUCAGUCAAGGGGUCGAAAAAGGGAACGUCGUGUAAAACGACAAGACAAACGACGGGCCAUCUGCCCACUAACAUAAUUAGAUCAUGACUGAAGCCGGGGCCAUUUUCUGCUUUAUCGAAACCUGACCCUCUUUUUUAUUGUCUCUUGUCGCCGUCUUCGUUUCGUUCCCUUUUUUGCGGGUGUUGUCUCAGAAAAAAAGCCAAGACAGGUUCUUGAACUCUUUUUUGUUAUUUACUUGUUGCAUAUCUUGUUCCUUCUCUACUAAUAAUGUCCGAGAUGGUACAAGUUUUCAUGUUGAGCGUGUAGUUUUAUUAUCGUAUGUUCCUUUUUUUAUGUUCUCCCGUGGACUUGUUGAAAAUUCACGAUAGCGCCGCCUUAGUCGCUUUUACCUGAGUCGUGACGGAUCUAUCUAUAUACUGCCUCGGGUGCCCCCCGUCGAAAUAUGGACAUGAACCGUUCUGACAUGGAGAGGCUUCGGGCUGAUCUCAUACAUCGAUCAAGGAUGGAGCGAGGUGGUAGUCCAAAUGGAGGCGACGUCAACCUCGACGUCAAUGUCGAUGUCGAAGCUCAGCACAGUAUACAAGAACCUCGUUCGAGUCCCGCGCCCCUAUCACGUUUGUUGAGUCGAAGAGAACGUGCUUCAAUGACGGGACAAGCUCAUCCCGCCGAGAUCGAGAGCGUCAAGUCUCAAGACUCGAAUACAAAUCGCCUGGCGGGCUCUCGAAGAUUUGCUGUACCAGGGUUCAUGCGAAUAUGGGGACGUAACAACACCACACCACAAUCCAACGAUGUUCGCUAUGCCACAGCUUCUCCCGCGCCGCUUCUACCCAUUGCUGAACCUCAAUCGCCGACGAGACCUGAGCCUGUGGCUACACCUUCAGAUUCCCAUCGAUCGCGACGUCAACGGCGACAACGAACUCCUCCUCAAGAUCCAUUGGAAGCGCAUCUCUCUGAAAUCCUGGGUGGAUCGACUAUUAGACGGCAUCGAAGACGGAGGGAAUACCAUGAAAGAGAGCGCGAUCGCCACAGGUCACGAAGAAAUCAUCGGCGACAUCCCAAGUUCUUCCUGGGCUGUAUACCAUGGGUUCGAUCGAGGCGCAUGAGAGCACAGAUCCUGAGGUGUUUGACUUCAGGUCUGUUUCUGAUAAUUCUCGUCACUGUCUACCUUUCCCUCUCCAUGACACACAAGGUCAACACUCGCGAAAUGAACAUCAUGCUCAUUCUCGUCGUCCUGUUCGCCGCCGCCUUCUUCUUCCACGGCCUUAUUAGACUGUGUCUCCUAAUAAUUAAAAGUAAUCGCGAGGCCGCUGAGCGGGCAAAUCGACCUCCUCGAUAUCGUGCGCCUCGAUAUGCCGUACCUCCUGUUCCCAUUCCUGUUGUUCUUGCGCAGGAUGAAGAAGCUGUCGGUAUGGAGAGCGAAGCUACAAAGACACUACCACCAGCCUAUGGGCGAUGGCGCGAGACAGUGCGAGUUGACCCAGAUCGUUUGUUCUGGCAGCGCAACGAGGCCGUGGAUCUUUCUCAAAUAAGACCUAGUACUCGAGCUGGUCCCAGGCCACCGUCGUAUGUGUCUGAAGAUGGUAUAUCAUAUGUAGUCGAGGCGCAACCUCGAUCAACAGCACCAACAACUGAAGUGCCUCUACCAACACACCCAUCAGAGCUUGGUAGAGUGGCUAGGGUACCGACUGAGUAGGAAUUGCUAAGGGACAGUUUCACAGGGCAUAAUAGCGAGCAAUAUGCAUGGUUUAUAUGAAAGCGAGGACACAUUUGAAGACCCAGGGCCUCUCAGAGGCAUUGUUAAAUCCAGCGUACAUGAGCAUCUGCAGCAUUGAAAUCACAUAUUAGCGGAGUUUUACAUGGUAUUGCCGUCGAGAGGAAAUUGAGGUUUAGGCUAAAUUAUGAGAUACCAGAUAGGAAGAAGUAAUACAACAGACCUUCUCAACUGAAGUGCUCGUCGGUAAUUAGAGACCCA
Molecule: messenger RNA, 1998 nt
Organism: Fusarium verticillioides 7600
Lineage: Eukaryota; Fungi; Ascomycota; Sordariomycetes; Hypocreales; Nectriaceae
Exons: 3
Coding region: 469-1719 (416 amino acids)
Source: RefSeq, a predicted model, not a curated record